Pygocentrus nattereri (red-bellied piranha) is the source of this 2882-nucleotide messenger RNA. RefSeq names its product transmembrane channel-like 4 (gene tmc4). Gene Ontology annotation, molecular function: mechanosensitive monoatomic ion channel activity. The coding region runs from base 192 to 2444 and encodes 750 amino acids. Lineage: Eukaryota; Metazoa; Chordata; Actinopteri; Characiformes; Serrasalmidae. Gene Ontology annotation, cellular component: plasma membrane. The transcript has 16 exons. The record is from RefSeq and is a predicted model, not a curated record.
AAGUGUCUCUAAGGGACAAGCUCAAAGUUCAGGCAUGAGAGAUUCCUGGAGCCACACAUACUUCUGAUCCAGUGACAUGAGCAGGACUCUGUCAGACUGCAGCUGGUCUACACAGGUUGGAGCUGUUUUUAAGGCCAAUGGUGUGUCUAUGGUCUAUUGUUUAACCUGGAGGAGAUUGAGAAGCUUUUCACAUGGAGCUGAGAGAAUUCAGAGACUCACUUGCUUCAGGUUUCAAUGACCACUACAGUCCCCAGCCCUCACUAAGGCACCGGGGCGGUCCUGACCUGCAGGAGAAUGAAAACACAGUCCAGUUUGACUGGAGCUCACAUCCUGAAGAGAGUGAUGAUGGAGAUUCACAUCAGCCUCAGAACCUCAGAGAGCUGCCUCUACACAUGACCCUAAAGAGAGCUAUAUGGCAGGUGCAGCAGAUGAAAGUACCAGUCGUGACUCGCUGGGGUUCAUGGCGCAUCCAUCAGUCCAAAGCAUUCCGCCGCUUUCGGGAAGAUGCCAAGGACGUGCUGGCUAAGCUGGCACUGUGGAGGAAAACGAUUCAUAAGAUUGGAGGACACUUUGGUGGUGGAGUCCAGUCGUAUUUCCUGUUCCUGAGGUUUCUUGUCAUUCUCAAUUUGCUGUCGUUCCUGCUGAUGGCUAGCUUUGUGAUCAUCCCCAGCAUUGUCUUCAACACUGUUUCUUUCAGUGGCUCCAGCAGCAUAGACUCUCUGCCCUCUGUCAACAUGACAGGAAAGGAGGAGUGCCUGCGCUAUGACCCUAAUCCUGAGGCUCUCACUGUUUUCUACACAUACUUCCUGGAUUUGCUCUCAGGAACGGGCUUCAUGGAGUAUUCUUACAUGUUUUAUGGUUUCUAUAACAACACGUUGGUCAUAAGCAGCGGCUUCUCUUACAACAUCCCACUCGCCUACCUGCUGACCGCUGCCUUCUAUUUCCUCUUCUGCCUUGCCUGCAUCAUCGUUCGGAUGGGCAGUGUGACUCGGAUCAUGGUGGCCACGGGCGGAGGGGCUGUAGGUGGCUACAGUAUGUUGAUUUUCACAGGAUGGGAUUACGGCCUUCAGGGAGAGCGUGCCACCCAGCUGAAACAGAACAACCUGCUCUACCAGUUACAGGUAGAUUUGGAGGAGGAGAGGAUUAAACAGAAGGCUGCCUCUCUGACUCUGACGCAGACAGUGGGUCUGUACUCAUUCCGCAUUUUCCUACAUCUCGUCGUCCUCGCCAUGAUUGUGGGGGCUUUCUUUGGCAUUGCUGCUGCAACCCAGUUCAGUCAGUCUCAGCAACAGGGAGGCAUUGUGGGCCUGCUGCUUGAAUACUUACCCUCUAUUGUCAUGACGACAAGCAACUUUGUGGUGCCCUUCAUGUGUGACCAAGUCGCCCGGUUCGAGAAAUAUUCUCCUAGUGUCACAAUCAUCCUGGCACUGCUCCGGGCAGUGAUUCUUCGUUUAGUGAGUUUGGCUGUGCUGCUGUACAGUCUGUGGAAGCAGAUCACCUGUGAUGGAGAUGUCAACACUGGGAAAUGCACACCCUGCAGUUACAACAGUGAGCAGUAUCAGUGCUGGGAGACACGAGUGGGGCAGGAAAUGUACAAGCUGACACUCUUCGACUUCUUGAUCACCAUCGCCAUGCUUGUUCUGGUGGAGUUUCCACGCAGGUUUGUUGUGGACAACUGCUCGUGUAAGUUGGUGCAGUGGGUGGGUCGACAGGAGUUUCUGGUGCCUUCAAACAUUCUGGCUCUUGUGUACGGUCAGACGGUGGUGUGGGCCGGUGCCCUUUUCUGUCCUCUACUGCCCAUCAUCAACACCAUCAAAUUCAUCAUCAUCUUCUACUGCAAAAAGGGCACUCUGUUCCAGAACUGCCGUCCAGCUCUCAGGACUUUCCGCUCAACCAGCUCCAACUUCUUCUUCUUUCUGGUUCUGCUUAUUGGCUUGAUGCUCGCCAGUGUGGUGCUUAUUUACAGUGUGGCCAUAAUUCAUCCCUCCUACGACUGCGGUCCAUUCCGCUUUUCUGAAACCAUGUGGCUUGUUGUUCCCAACACCUUCCAUUCACUUUCCAACACCACCCAGGAGUUUCUGUUCUACGCGGGCUCACAGGCCUUCUCCAUCCCACUCUUCAUUUUCUCCUGUGUGUUUCUGUGUUACAUUGCUGCACUCGCAACAGUCUACGGGAAAACUGUAGCUCUUCUGAAGAACCAGCAUAAAAUGGAGGGGCGUGAUAAGCAGUUUCUGGUUAAACAGAUCAAAGAGAUUGCAGCACUUUCGAAAGAAGAGCAAGAACCACAGCAGCCCCCGAGAAGCCAAGCCCAGUGGAAUGGUGCUCCGCACUGGGGUGGACAGCACAACCCUGCGUUUGACCCAGACACAGGGAUGAUGACACAACCCAGAGCUUUUUUCCCAGAUGAGUUUGAGAAUCCUGGACUCCAUUACAGAGAAGAAUGACUGAUGGCUUAGACUCAUUAACUGUCAGCACCAGAGCUGCGUUAAUCUUUCUUUCAGCCCUGGAAAGUACACCAGAGAGACUCAGACAGAGUGCUGAGCUGUACAUUUGUGUCCUAUAAAAACUCCACUUUCAGCAUAUCAUAACUCAUUUUUCUUAUUUCUUUCAGGACCAAACCUAACAAAAUACUGUAUUUUGCUAAAGGACCUAUUCUCUAAGGGAUUCAUGCACGUAUAUGAAAUUUAUUUCUUUUGGAAAAACAUUUUUAAAGAACUAUACUGCAUGUAAUGGAUAGACCUGUUGCAAAAAGCAUUCACAUGUAUGUGCCAUACAGCAACUCAUAAAAGUGAGUACACCCUUCACAUUUCUGCAAAUAUUUUAUUAUAUCCUUUCGUUUUAUUUAUUUUUUUCACUAUGGAAAUGAAACUUGGCUAUAACUU